UGGGGAAGGCUGUUGCAUCUUCAGGGGCAAUUUUGAAGACUUGUGUGCAGUUGGAUGUAGUGUCUGUCCCUAGGAACGCUCAGCAGGAGCAACUCAAAGUUCAGCAGGCAAGUCCAGAGCAGCACGCGCUCUCGCUGUAAGGCAAAGGGAGAGCUGGAGCUCAUGUGCUGGCAUUUUCGCAGUUGCUCCAUGUAGGUCUAGGUGCUGCUGCUUUAUAAUAUUUGAAGGCGUUGUAAGUAUCUGGGUGUCGCUCUGGUGGGGGCAGUAGGAGCAGCGGGCUGUGCUGAGCCAGUUUGGAAAUGCUGACAGCGAGUGGCGACGGAUGCAGCGCUGCCUUGGCAGCCUGCUGUGUCUCAGCCCACUGCAUUUCUUUACGUGGUGACUCUCACCCAUGUGGGCGCUGUCCCAGCUCAUAGCCACGGACCUAUUUCACUUGAAUGGAGCUCCAUAAAUAGGCCGUUACAGAGCGACGGCCGGUUUCAAGAUUGCUGCUCGAAAUUUUUAGGGUUGGGAAAUGAGUUCACACAGCUUUUCAUGGGUUUUCAGCUUCCCUUUUUGAAAAAAGCGGAAGGCAGGGCCAUCCCUCCUUCACUGCCAGCGCUCCUAGGGUGGCACUCCUUGCAAAUGAGGCUCUGUGUUGCUAAUGGAGUUGGUGCUAACAUGAGUAUGAGUGGGGCACCGUAGGGAAGGAACUGUAGAAAUAGUGCAGGCUGCUGCCUUGCGCGGACAUCCUGUAAAUGUAUCACGUACUCGGCAUAUGAGAGCUUAAAAAAAAUGAAGCGAAAGCUGAUGACAGUGGUUUUACUGGAAGUGCUGGAGCGGUUAUGUGAAGCUGGGACUCAGGUGCUGUGUGCAUUGGGCCCGUCCUGCUGGGGGCUUGCAUCGGUGCUGGGGUGCACAUCAGCGUUCGGCACUGGUGUCUCUUUUGGUCUCAGGCAUUUUGAGUUAUAAGCAGCAGAGAGAAAUUAAAGUGACCAAAUAAUCUUUAUACCUCCCAAAUACCAAUUUGAUAUGGAAAAUGAUCUACAUAUACAGUAGGUAGCAGACUUUUAAGAUGCUGACCGUGUAUGAAAAUCUCAUUCAUUUCCAAACUAGUAAGACAUGAAGCGUGUUGCUCUUUGGGCAUUGAGUGAUAACGCCCUAAAAAGCCUUGGCUGUACUGAUAAACGAGCAAAUAACUACAAUUACAACAACUGAGCAGCGCUCUGAAUGUUUUCUUUCUUCCAGCAGAGAAACCUGGGGGUGAUGAAGUGCCAGCUGGGCGUCUGUCCUCCGCGUGCUGCUGAGCUUACAGCCUGUCCUGCUCCAUGAGCCAGUUCCUCUCUCCUCGGGAGCAGUUGGUUGCAGGUAGUGUAGGAUUCCCUUAGGCCGGCACCCUGAUUUCAGCCCAGCAAUGACUGGGUGUCACAUGGGGUGCAGCACAGUCCUUGCUGUAGCUGUCGGCCAGUGCUUGUCCUUUGAGAUGCGAUGUUUUCCACGUAGACAGCUUCGUUUCUUUCUCUGCCUUACCAGUGAGUGAGGGAGAGGACAGACUUUCAUCUCGUUUUGGUCAUUUUGCUGCAGCUGUUAGAGCUUUUAAUACUCUGCUGCUGCUCUCACACGGGGCCGCUUGCCAUCAGUGACAUGAACAAGGCCUCCCUUGGCUCUCAGUUGAGUUAGGCUUACAUUUAAUUACUAAAAAUUAACAUUUGGAACAAAACGAGGGUAGCGUUCCAUUCAUCAGCUUUUAAUUUCUAGGAGGCUUUGGCGCUGGUUGUGGGUGCAGCACCACAGAGCAGGAGGUAGUCCAUUCUCCCAAGGAACUUCAGCCAUCCAGUGCUUCCUCUUCAGUGCCCUUCUUGAUCGUACAAACCCCGUCAGCUGAAGUCGUGCUUCCCUAAAUCAGGUGUGCGCUGCUGCAGACCCUGCUGCUGCUGGCACUUGAGGCUGCUGGAAGUUCUCAGCGCCUCUCAGGCAUCAGGUCCUGCCUUCGGGUGCCAGCCUUGCUCACCAGAUCUCCGAAAACAUGAAUCCUCUCCCAAACUCCAUGAAUCAGCUUUAUGUCUCAGCUGGGUUGUGAACUCCUCCAAGAAUUUGCUUCUAAAAUUAUGUUUCUUCCUACCUAGGAAUUGUUGGGCAAUUAGUGCAAGACGCUGAGCAGCGCAUCAUACCGAGCAUCACGCUGAGUUACACGCCGCAUUGUAGACUAACCCGGUGCCAGCAGUAGAACCUAAAACCUCCAUUUUACUUCUCGCAUUACAGGACGAAAAAUGAGGAAAUAGAAAGAAACACGUGAAUUAUUUCCAGCGCUGCGUUGCCUGCAGCUCGGAUCUAAAUUUAGCACCUUCCUAAUUAAGAAAUUAGCUUUCGUAAAAAUGUUACUGCGUAUAAAACAGCAAUCUGGCAAUUAGCAGACUGCAAACGGCUCUGGGUGUAUUUUUUCUUUUAUACGACUUGUUGCUUAAUGUUGCCUCACUUAUAGGGAAGUCCCCACCUUAAAGAGAAACGUUUGUUUGGCCCACGUAUGUUACCUCAACAGCUGCAGCAUGCCAUGCCUGGGGCUCGGGGGAAAGCUGCUGGGUUUCAUCUUUUCAGUGCAGCUGGAACAAGCCUUGCCUGGCUCAGGGCCACCAAUGGAGGUGGUCAGCCCCUUGGUGGCAGCUUUUUGGGGAUGCUGCAGGCAAUGGGAAGAAAAUGGGGCUGGAAAGGCAGGGCCCAGCCCGUUUGCGACCUGUCCCGCCUGCUUCCCCAGCGGGAUGAUGCCGCUGUCCCUGGUCUCAGGGAGCACGCUGGGCGCUUCGUGCAGCGCAUUCAGCUCUGCAGAAGGAUUGAGUAGAGGCUCUCGCUCCCGCUGCCUUUGUCAAUGCGUUUGUCCUGCCCGCAGUGCUGCAAAAUGGGCAUUGCAGCUCCCGUGCCAUCCCAGGGCGCUGUCACUUGGCUGCUGGUGCUGGGGGCUGCACUGCCCGUCUCCAGCGAGAGGUGGGCUGGGGCUGGGCUGCAGCAGGAAAUACCAGCUCAAUACAAACCACAGCGGGUAAACAGUUACAGACAUGAUUGCAGCACAGCUUCCGUUUUCCUGGGGCUUUUAACACUGAAACAGCGCAAGGCAAAGGCAGAGGGGAGCAGAGCGCGGGGAGGCAGCAGCACAGAGCCGAGUGGGAGCAGCUAUGGGGGACGCCUUCAUCCGGCACAUCGAGCUGCUGGGCUAUGAGAAGAGGUUCUUCCCCAGCCAACACUAUGUCUACAUGUUCCUGGUCAAGUGGAACGACCUCUCUGAAAAGCUCAUCUACCGCCGGUUCACCGAGAUUUACGAGUUCCAUAAAGCACUGAAGGAGAUGUUCCCCAUCGAGUCCGGAGACAUCAACGCAGAGAACCGGAUCAUCCCGCACCUACCAGCCCCAAAGUGGUUUGAUGGGCAGCGCUCGACGCAGAGCAGGCAGGGCACGCUGGCCGAGUACUGCUACACGCUGGUCAGCCUGCCCCACAAGAUCUCCCGCUGCCUGCACGUGGUCAGCUUCUUUGAGGUCCGGCCCGAUGACAUGAACCCCGUCACGGACAGCCAGAUCAGGAAGCCCGAGGUGUUCCUCCUGCCCAAGGAUGCGAAGAAAAACGCCAGCGACAUCACAGGCCCCAUUGUCCUGCAGACGUACCGGGCCAUCGCUGACUACGAGAAGAGCUGCAAGUCCGAGAUGGCUCUAAAAGCUGGGGAUGCGGUGGACGUCGUGGAGAAGAGUGAGACUGGCUGGUGGUUUUGCCAGUUAAAGAACAAGCGGGGCUGGGUGCCAGCUGCCUAUCUGGAGCCGAUGGACGGUCCUGAUGAAUCAGAGGAGCAGGAGCCCAACUACGCAGGUGAGCUGUACGUGGUGCAGAAAAGCUACACGGCUGUGGAGGAGGACGAGCUGACUCUCAAGGAGGGUGAAACCAUCGAGGUCAUCCACAAGCUGCUUGACGGCUGGUGGGUUAUCAGGAAGGACGAAACCACGGGUUAUUACCCCUCCAUGUACCUGCAGAAAUCUGGGGAUGUGAACAGCCCCGGGAAGAACGGGCUGAGGAACCGCAGCAUUCCCCCCCGGAGAUCCACCAUCCGCAACGCAAAGAGUAUCCACAACAAGGGACGGAAGCAGAUCAGCCAGGAGACCUACAGGAGGAACAGCAAGAAGUAUAUGCAGAACCGGAGGAACAUGAGGGGCAAUUUGCAGAACAAGGACAACAUCUCUGAGAAAAAUGAGCAAGAGGAGAACAAGUCGAAGGCCCAGCCUGCAGUUCCUCCCCGGCCCAGCAAAGACCUCAUCAUGAACCGCUGCACAGAGAGUACCAAGAGGAAGAUCAUGUGAGGCCCUCAGCCCCCAAACCCUGCGAGCAGAUGCUUUAUCUCCAUUUCUUGUGCACUGGGGGCACAGAGCCAGACUGGGGGCCUGCAUGUCCCCCAGAGCAGCUGUGAGCUUGGGGCUCUGUGUUAAUCCCACAGCACAGCGGCUCCAAGGUGCCCUGAGGAGCGGUGUGAGCACUUCCACCUGCACCUCUGGGCUGAGCCUUCCCACGGCCCACUGCAGGUUCCUCAUCACUUGUAGGUCCACUUUUAUCCCCUAUUUGUAUUCUGAAUGAUUUUCUGGUUUUUAACAGUUACCAGCAUUGUGUAGUGAGCGUUGCCAGGGCUUCAAUCACUGUGGGAAAACCCUAACAUGUAAAUAAUGCGUACGAAGACCAGUGUAGCACAAAGAGACACUUUAUACGUUCGUUGCAGUGCUUUCAUGCUGUGUGGAUGACUGAUCAAUAAACAUGUCAGCAGAAA
Numida meleagris (helmeted guineafowl) is the source of this 4771-nucleotide messenger RNA. It is a transcript of the gene NCF1, whose product is annotated as neutrophil cytosolic factor 1. The transcript is spliced from 11 exons. Gene Ontology annotation, molecular function: phosphatidylinositol binding; superoxide-generating NADPH oxidase activator activity; protein binding. Gene Ontology annotation, cellular component: NADPH oxidase complex; cytoplasm. The record is from RefSeq and is a predicted model, not a curated record. Bases 3147 to 4313 code for a protein of 388 amino acids. Gene Ontology annotation, biological process: respiratory burst; superoxide anion generation. NCBI's taxonomy places the organism in Eukaryota, Metazoa, Chordata, Aves, Galliformes, Numididae.